GUUAGUGAAAUGUAAAUAAGCUAGUAUCAAUUUCAUGGUGGUUAGAAAAUCUACAUUUUUGGGUUAAGAUGCAAUGGUCAAAGUAUAAUUUCCAUUAAAAACUGUCUGUUGUUGAGUACGCAAACUGACUGACUGUAUAUAGCAAAUAGGUUUGAGGACAUUAUCUUGACCCCCUUGUUUCGGACAACUUUUGGCUUACAACCUCUAGGUGGAGAUUUUUCCUCCAUGGUGAGACCAACUUUCCUGCCUGUUCCCUCAUUCUGUCUCUUUCCCUGAAAUCACAGCUUCUGGCAAAUAACCCUUCAUUUCAUGCUCAAAAAAUCCGUCAGUAAUCCGUCACUGUUAGGCAAAAUCAGUGACAGAAAAUUGGCAAUAGAUUCUUGUAUCCCAUCAAUCAUCAGCUAAGAUCUCAGGCAAGGUAAUGUGAUUUUUUUUUUUUUUUGCCCAUCGAGGGUAUAUGAUCAGUCCUGGAAACCAUUUUGAGGAUCAGAUGCAGUAGGACUGCAUCAUUAUAGGUUUUUCUGUGCUACAUCUUGAGAGAAAUAAGAGAUUGGAUAUCCUAUCUGAAUGCAAAGCAAGGGUAACCAUAAAAUUGCAUUACAAUGGCAUUUCGUUUCCCCAUGAGAGCUCAGUCAGUUAGUAGUUCAGCAUUUUUUGCAGAGAGAAUAACCGAAGAACCUCAUCAUCACACAAAUAAUAAAAAUUCUCAAACCACGGUCACGUUGGUGUACCAAACCAAUAUAGUAGGCUACUGGCGUAACGUUACGGUUAUGUGGUGCAAGAAUCUUAUGAAUCAUUCUCUCAGCAUUAUGGUCAAUAGUAUUGAAGGAGAUUCUCAUUACAGUUGCAAGAUUGAUCUUAAGCCUUGGCAUUUCUGGAGCAGAAAAGGAUACAAAUCCUUUGAGGUUGAAGGAAACCAAGUGGAUGUCUACUGGGAUCUUCGUUCGGCUAAAUUUACCAGUGGCCCAGAACCAGUAGCAGGUUAUUAUGUCGCCCUUGUUGCCGAUGAAGAGGUGGUGUUGUUGUUGGGAGAUUACAAGAAAAAAGCAUACAAGAGGACGAAAUCGAGACCAACCUUGGUUGAACCUCUACUGUUUUACAAGAAGGAGAACGUGUUUGCCAAGAAGAGUUUUGCAACCCGAGCUAGAUUCGAUGAAAGAAGAAAAGAACAUGACAUUCUUGUUGAGAGUUCAGUAACUGGGUUAAAAGACCCUGAAAUGUGGAUUAGCAUGGAUGGGGUUGUGUUGGUUCACGUUAGGAAUUUGCAGUGGAAAUUCAGGGGUAACCAGACUGUUUUAGUAGAUAGGCAGCCAGUGCAAGUGCUGUGGGACGUGCAUGACUGGUUGUUUAGUAGCCCUGGAACAGGCCAUGGCUUGUUUAUAUUCAAGCCAAUUGCGGCUGAAGCAGACAGUGAUAAAGAAGGCAGUAGCCACGGAGGAGACAGUGAUACCAGCACCGGCAGCAGGUAUUAUUCUACAAAAAGCCCCACCAGGACAUCCGAAUUCAGCCUGUUUCUUUAUGCAUGGAAGAUUGAGUGA
Molecule: messenger RNA, 1538 nt
Organism: Durio zibethinus
Lineage: Eukaryota; Viridiplantae; Streptophyta; Magnoliopsida; Malvales; Malvaceae
Source: RefSeq, a predicted model, not a curated record